GGUUAAGUGGCUUCUCAAAGCCAGGUAAGACUUGUUCCAGAGAAGCUGAAUUAGGGGAAAGUGAACAGGUUGGAAGCUGGUGACAAGGAGAGAAACUGGAAACUAGAGAGGAAAGUCAGAAGCAGAGGGAAAUGAGACUGAGUAGGCGUCUCAGGGUUUAAGGGGAGGUUUGUCGGCUGGUUGCAGAAAUAAGUCAGACUAGAGAUACCGUGGGGUUAGUGUGUUUGGAACGGAAAUCAAAGACCAAUUUUUGUGAGAGAAGGAAAUAACGUCUGCAAAUGACAUGCUGUUUCUGCUGCUUCCAUUGCUAGCUGUUCUCCCGGGUGGUGAAAAUGCAGAUGGGUUCGAGGAGCCGGUCUCCUUCCAUGUCAUUAAAAUCUCAUCCUUUUACAACGAUUCCUGGGAACGAAAUCUGGGCUCAGGUUGGCUGGGUGAUUUGCAGACUCACACCUGGGACAGCAAGUCCAGCACCAUCAUUUUCCUGUGGCCCUGGUCCAGGGGAAACUUCAGCAAUGAGGAGUGGAUGGAACUGGAAACGUUAUUGCGUAUACACUUCAUUGUUGUUUCUGAGGCAGUUCAUAGACGCGUCAGUGAAUUGGCAUUUCAAUAUCCUUGUGAGAUACAGGUGACAGCAGGCUGUGAGCUGCACUCUGGAAAGCUCUCAGGAAGCUUCCUUCGGGUAGCUUACCAAGGAUUAGAUUACACAAGUUUCCCGAACAAUUCAUGUGUGCCAUCUCCACUGGGUGGAGAUGCAGCCAAGCGUGCCUGCAAAGCGUUCAAUCAGGAUCAGCAUAACAAGGAUGAGCUACACCAUUUCAUCAGUGACACCUGCCUACGUUUCCUCUUGGGUCUUCUUGAUGCAGGAAAGGCAUAUCUGCAGCGGCAAGUGAAGCCCAAGGCCUGGCUGUCCCGUGGCCCCAGUCCUGGCCCUGGCCGUCUGCUGCUGGUGUGCCAUGUCUCAGGGUUCUACCCAAAGCCCGUGUGGGUGAUGUGGAUGCGGGGUGAGCAGGAGCAGCCGGACACUCAGCGAGGGGACGUCCUGCCCAAUGCUGAUGGGACAUGGUAUCUCCGAGCAACCCUGGAGGUGGCCGCUGGGGAGGCAGCUGACCUGUCCUGUCGGGUGAAGCACAGCAGUCUAGAGGGCCAGGACAUCGUCCUCUACUGGGAACAUCACAAUUCCGUGGGCUUGAUCAUCUUGGCGGUGAUAGUGCCUUUACUUCUUCUGAUAGUGUGUCUUGCACUUUGGUUCAGGAAACGCUGUUCCCAUUAAGACACACCAUGAGCCUUCUCAGCACCGUUCUCUUUUUGGGAUGAGAAACCAGCGGCCCAAGGACUCAGGACACACCUGAACACGUCGUGGUGAUGACAUCCUUUCCAGUCUCCUUCUACAACUUGUUAUUUUUGGUUAUUUCUGCUUAAUGAUCGUUUGUCAAUAUAAGCUCAAUUUAAUUUUGCAGGAUUUGUUCUGACCUGGGUUUUGGGACUUUAAAAUUAUCUCCUAAUGGAAUGGGGUCCUAGCAACCUCCACAUAUUCAACCAUUAAUGUGUUAUCAGGCCCUUUUAGAUGUCACUUCCUCCAGAGGGCCUUCCCCCACUCACACGUGGGAAGCAGUCUCGCCCUGGUCUGAACUCCCGCCACAUUUCAGCUGUCCUUUGCCAACUGUACUUCUCACUUCCUCUCCUUUGCUGCAGUUACGUAGGUUCCCCUUUUCUUCUAAUUUUUCAGCUCCUUCAAUGCAAAAUACAUGUGCUUUCAAAAUAUGCAUCCUUGGCGAAGGAUUUUGCCUGCAUGAAACAUGUUCUCAAUAAAACUCCGUGGUGAAUUUAUGCCA
This is a messenger RNA of Saimiri boliviensis boliviensis (Bolivian squirrel monkey), 1832 nucleotides long. RefSeq names its product CD1a molecule (gene CD1A). NCBI's taxonomy places the organism in Eukaryota, Metazoa, Chordata, Mammalia, Primates, Cebidae. Gene Ontology annotation, molecular function: exogenous lipid antigen binding; endogenous lipid antigen binding; lipopeptide binding. The record is from RefSeq and is a predicted model, not a curated record. Gene Ontology annotation, biological process: immune response; positive regulation of T cell mediated cytotoxicity; antigen processing and presentation, exogenous lipid antigen via MHC class Ib. Gene Ontology annotation, cellular component: external side of plasma membrane.